This is a messenger RNA of Botrytis byssoidea, 414 nucleotides long. RefSeq lists its product as uncharacterized. The transcript has a single exon. NCBI's taxonomy places the organism in Eukaryota, Fungi, Ascomycota, Leotiomycetes, Helotiales, Sclerotiniaceae. The record is from RefSeq and is a predicted model, not a curated record. The coding region runs from base 1 to 414 and encodes 137 amino acids.
AUGAGCCCUCCCCCAGCCCAAAUCGAGCUCUCACACGCCUUCGAAAGGCUUCUCGAGGAACGUCUGGAAGCCGAACGUCUCCGUCGCGAUCUGAUUUUCUACUGGCACACUCUCAUUCUCGAGUGUAAAAAGCGUGGGAAAGAAAUCGAGCGGACUUUUUACCAGGCAGAUAAUUGUGGUGAGACGCCUUUUUCAAGCGAAGAAACUAUUGUACCGGGAACUGGAACGCCUGAUACGCUGACUGACGUAUCGGGAUUGGAGAGAUUGCCGAGUCCGUUGAGUCCGGUGGUUAGCGCUGGGAAAACGAACUUGAGGGCGGAAUUUGGGACAGAGAGAAUUUUGAGGAGACUGGAGGGUUUGUUGAAGAAGUAUCAGGGGGUCAUUGGUGUGAACUUCUUGAAAGGAAAAGAAUAA